AUGAAAGUGUUGGUAUUUAUGUUGUGUGUGGCGUUGUCUGUCGCCGUUCCGACGAGAGAAAAGAGACAACUGCCGAACUGUGUCAAUACUUUCCAGAAUGUGCCCAAUCCUUGCACGUCCAACUCCAACCGAGUGUAUUUCCCCCACCCUGGAGACAACACAAAGUUCCUCCAGUGUGACCGAUUCGGCAGGAUGUACAUCGUCCAAUGUCCAGCUGGUGAAAUUUAUAACCAGGCAACAACUUCCUGUAUCACGCCAGUUGUAGCCACCACACCAGCUACAGUGCCAGUCGUGAACUCCCAGUGUACUGCUAUGAACAUAGCCAAAGGAAAUCUCUACUUUGCCAUCGCUGGCAGUCCAAACCAAUUUAUCGAGUGUGAUCUAAAUGGCAAUGCUAACAUCCUGACUUGCCCAUCAAUGCUUGUCUGGGAUGAGUCGAGACUCUCCUGUGUAUAUGCCUUCACACAAGUCAACCCAACAGCCAAUCCUGGUUCAGGCACAGGUAACAUGAUCACCGGAGCCACCAACCCAUGUCAAGGACAAAUUGUUACCCCAGCUGGUCUGUUCUUCUCACACCCCGAUCCAAACAAAUUUAUCCAGUGUGACAUUGCUGGUGACGCUUAUGUCCUCUCAUGCCCCUCAGGACUGGUAUGGAAUGAAUACAGCAAGACCUGCGUCUCUCCAUACCUGGUGGCUGGCUCAAGUGGAUAGGCUCUCUUUACAAGUGGGUGGCCUCCCCUAUUUUAGUGGGUGGCCUCCCCCUAUUUUAGUGGGUGGCCUCCCCUAUUUUAGUGGGUGGUCUCCCCUUUUCUUGUGCCUAGUUCCACUGGUACACUGUUGAUCAUUCACAAUUAUAUUUAUGUCACCAAUUAAAAAAUCA
Ylistrum balloti is the source of this 880-nucleotide messenger RNA. RefSeq lists its product as uncharacterized. The record is from RefSeq and is a predicted model, not a curated record. Gene Ontology annotation, cellular component: extracellular region. Bases 1 to 711 code for a protein of 236 amino acids. Gene Ontology annotation, molecular function: chitin binding. The transcript has 5 exons. Lineage: Eukaryota; Metazoa; Mollusca; Bivalvia; Pectinida; Pectinidae.